AUGAACGGUGAUAAAGAAUCAAGGUCGUUAGUUCCCAUCAAGGAGACAUUCCCAGAUGAGCCAUUAUUUGAAGUAAAUCAAUCUCAAGUUGUUCCUUUGUUUGCGGAUUUUGCUAAUUACUUGGUUAGUGGAUUGUUGCCUCCGGAUCUGACAAGCCAACAAAAGAAGAAGUUCUUGCAUGAUGUGAAGAACUACUUUCGGGAGGAGUCAUUCUUGUUCAAACAAUGCGCCGACCAAAUGAUUAGGAGAUUUGUUUCCGAUCAAGAGAUGAAGGAUAUCCUACAUCAUUGUCACUCUUCUCCUUGUGGAGAUUUUAUGGACCCUUUCCCUCCAUCUUAUGGAAACUUGUACAUCCUGGUAGCUGUGGAUUACAUUUCAAAAUGGGUGAAAGCAAUUGCCUCUCCCACUAAUGAUGCUAAAGUUUUCAUGAAGUUCUUACAGAAGAAUGUUUUCACUCGUUUUCUCACUCCAAGGGCAAUCAUUAGUGAUGAGGGAACCCCUACUGCUUACCAUCCCCAAACUAAUGGGCAAGCUGAGUUGUCCAAUAGAGAGAUAAAAGGUGUCCUUGAGAAAGUGGUGAGUCCCAACCGCAAGGAUUGUUCCAAAAGGUUAGAUGAUGCAUUGUGGGCCUAUAGAAUAGCUUUCAAGACACCAUUGGGGAUGUCACCAUAUUGUUUGGUGUUCGGUAAAGCUUGCCAUUUACCGGUGGAACUUGAGCACCAUGCUUAUUUGGCUAUUCAAACACUCAACAUGGAUUUGCAACUUGCAGGAGCAAAGAGAAUGUUGCAGUUAAAUGAAUUAGAAGAGAUGCGCUUAUUCUCUUAUGAAAAUGCCAAACUUUAUACGAAUGAAAAGGCAGGCUCAAGUCAAGAUGGUCGGGCCCAUUCCUUGUGGUUAAGGUGUAUCCUUAUAGAGCGGUGGAAUUGCGUAAAGAAGGCUCUUGAAGAAAAUUCAAGGUUAAUGGACAAAGGAUCAAGCAUUAUUGGGGAGGAAAAAAUGGAAUUAAAAAGGGGUUUGUUGCAGCAAAGUUCUAUGAUGUUAAAAAAUCAAAUUGGGAUUGCUCUCUGA
This is a messenger RNA of Humulus lupulus (European hop), 1068 nucleotides long. RefSeq lists its product as uncharacterized. Gene Ontology annotation, molecular function: nucleic acid binding. The record is from RefSeq and is a predicted model, not a curated record. The transcript is spliced from 5 exons. Bases 1 to 1068 code for a protein of 355 amino acids. Lineage: Eukaryota; Viridiplantae; Streptophyta; Magnoliopsida; Rosales; Cannabaceae.